AUGGGCUUCAUCCGUCGAAGAUUCAUCCUACCUCUAGUAUUAUCAUCCGUUUUCCUCUUUUGCCUACUACGUUCGAACUCAGUGGCCCCCAAUGGCUCAGCAUCUACUCACCGGCACCGACAUUACGGUCACUGGUGGAAGAAAUAUGUCGAGGACCACCCAGUUACCUCGAUGAUCCCCUUGCCGACACAAGCACCAGCCGAUAUUCCCACUAUCCAGUACGACUUUGCAGAAGAAGAUGAUGCUGCAAAGGUACUAAGAGAAACGAGGAGAGACGCAAUAAAAUCGGCCUUUUUGCAUUCUUGGAAUGGUUAUAAGAAGCAUGCCUGGGGGAUGGACGAGGUUGGACCUUUGUCCGGGAAGAGCAAAGACACCUUUGGUGGAUGGGGAGCUACCUUGAUCGACAGCCUGGAUACACUUUGGAUUAUGGGGUUAAAGAAGGAAUUUGAGGAAGCGGUUGCUGCAGUUUCCCGUGUCGAUUUUUCCUCGACUGAGACCCUAACCGUCAACAUCUUCGAGACCACAAUUCGUUAUCUUGGUGGCCUACUAGCGGCUCAUGACUUGACAGAAGGGGCCUAUCCAGUUCUCCUCGAAAAGGCCGUCGAUCUGGGCGAAUUCCUGUACAUUGCAUUCGACACGCCGAACCGGAUGCCUGUGCUGCGCUGGUUCUGGUUAGCCUCCAAAGAGAAACGAGAUCAAGAAGCUAGCAACGUCAAUGUUCUAGCUGAGCUGGGUUCCCUGUCGGUCGAGUUCACUCGUCUGACCCAGCUGACAGGUAAUCCUAAGUACUAUGAUGCCAUCCAGCGUAUCACCAAUGUACUAGAUAAGAGCCAGGACCACACUGCGCUUCCAGGCCUGUGGCCUAUCUCCAUCGAUGCCCUCACGCCGAAUUUUAUGGUCGAUAAUAGAUUCUCUUUUGGCGGACUGGCAGAUUCUCUAUAUGAAUAUCUGCCCAAGGAAUACCUUAUUCUCGGCGGAAGAUUGUCUCAGUACCGUUCUAUGUACGAAAAGGCAAUCGACGUGGCCAAGAAACACAUGUUCUUCCGCCCCAUGACGGAGAACGGUGAUGAUAUCCUGAUCUCCGGAACCGUGCGUGCUAGAGGAAAGUCAAUAAGCCUAGAACCAGAAAGCCAGCACCUGACGUGCUUUGCCGGAGGGAUGGUGGCAAUCGGCUCUAAGAUUUUUGACCGUCCGGACGAACUUGAUAUUGGCAGGAAGCUUGUAGAAGGCUGUAUCUGGGCAUACAAGAGUAUGCCUUCAGGGGUUAUGCCAGAAGCCUACCACGCCGUUCCCUGCUUCGACGAACAUGUCGGAUGUAGCUGGAAAAUUCGUGAAUGGCUCAACAGCGAAGAUGACGAGCAACAACCAAUAGAAGAGCUUAAACGCCGGGCAAAGGAAAAGGGAAUGUAUCCGGGCUUCAAAGUCAUCCCUAGCCCGGCCUAUCAUCUUCGACCAGAAGCCAUUGAAUCAGUGUUCAUCCUCUAUCGCAUUACGGGAGACACGUCUCUCCAGGACAAAGGCUGGGAGAUGUUCACUGCCAUCGAUAGAAUGACCAAAACCGAGAUUGGCUACGGCGCUGUUGAAGACGUCACGGCAGCGCAUCCCAUCAUCACGGACGAGAUGGAGUCUUUCUGGACGGGCGAAACCCUCAAAUAUUUUUACCUCUUAUUCAGCGAGCCGGAUCUCAUCAGUUUGGAUAAAUAUAUUUUUAACACCGAAGCCCACCCACUGCUCCGCCCGUCCUAG
Messenger RNA from Nannizzia gypsea CBS 118893, 1746 nucleotides. RefSeq names its product mannosyl-oligosaccharide 1,2-alpha-mannosidase IB. Gene Ontology annotation, molecular function: mannosyl-oligosaccharide 1,2-alpha-mannosidase activity; calcium ion binding. The record is from RefSeq and is a predicted model, not a curated record. The coding region runs from base 1 to 1746 and encodes 581 amino acids. The transcript is spliced from 3 exons. NCBI's taxonomy places the organism in Eukaryota, Fungi, Ascomycota, Eurotiomycetes, Onygenales, Arthrodermataceae. Gene Ontology annotation, cellular component: endoplasmic reticulum; Golgi membrane. Gene Ontology annotation, biological process: carbohydrate metabolic process; N-glycan processing.